UCUCAAAGAGGUUUACAAAAAAUUUUGGGAAAACGACAACGGCUACUAUCUUAUUUGUCAAAUAAAAAUAGAAUACGCUAUAACAAAUUAAUAAAUCAAUUGGAUAUUCGGGAGUCAAUAAUUCGUUAAUUGAAUUUGAAGAGUCAUUUUGAAUUAUUCGAUUUUUUAGGUCUUGAAUCUUGAUUAAUUUUUUUUCUUUCGAAAUUCAUGGAAGAAUAAAUCGAGGAAAAACCUAUGAAUGGGACAGCUAAAAGAAAAGAUCUCAUGGUAGUCAAUAUGGGACCUCACCAUCCAUCAAUGCAUGGUGUUCUUCGACUUAUUGUUACUCUAGAUGGUGAGGAUGUUAUUGAUUGUGAACCAUUAUUGGGUUAUUUACACAGAGGGAUGGAAAAAAUUGCGAAAAAUCGAACAAUUAUACAAUAUCUGCCUUAUGUAACACGUUGGGAUUAUUUAGCUACGAUGUUCACAGAAGCAAUAACCGUAAACGGACCAGAACAGUUGGGAAAUAUUCAAGUACCCCAAAGAGCCAGCUAUAUUCGAGUAAUUAUGUUGGAAUUGAGUCGUAUAGCUUCUCACCUAUUAUGGCUGGGACCUUUUAUGGCGGAUAUUGGUGCACAAACCCCUUUCUUCUAUAUUUUUAGAGAAAGAGAAUUAAUAUAUGAUCUAUUCGAAGCUGCGACAGGUAUGAGAAUGAUGCAUAAUUUUUUCCGUAUCGGGGGAGUCGCGGCCGAUCUACCUCAUGGUUGGAUAGAUAAAUGUUUGGAUUUCUGCGAUUAUUUUUUAACAGGGGUUGUUGAAUAUCAAAAACUUAUUACGCGAAAUCCCAUUUUUUUAGAACGGGUUGAGGGAAUAGGCAUUGUUAGUGGAAAGGAAGUAAUUAAUUGGGGUUUAUCAGGACCGAUGCUUCGGGCUUCCGGAAUACAAUGGGAUCUGCGUAAAGUUGAAAAUUAUGAGUGUUAUGGGGAAUUUGAUUGGGACGUUCAAUGGCAAAAAGAAGGAGAUUCAUUAGCUCGUUAUUUAGUUCGAAUUGGUGAAAUGGUGGAAUCCAUAAAAAUUAUUCAACAGGCUUUGGAAGGAAUUCCCGGCGGACCAUAUGAGAAUUUAGAAAUCCGUUACUUUGAUAGGGAAAGGGAACCAGAAUGGAAUGAUUUUGAAUAUCGAUUCAUUAGUAAAAAACCGUCUCCGACUUUUGAAUUGCCGAAACAAGAACUUUAUGUAAGAGUUGAAGCCCCCAAAGGAGAAUUGGGGAUUUUUCUAAUAGGAGAUCAGAAUGGUUUUCCUUGGAGAUGGAAAAUUCGUCCACCCGGUUUUAUCAAUUUGCAAAUUCUUCCUCAAUUAGUUAAAAGAAUGAAAUUGGCCGAUAUUAUGACAAUACUAGGGAUACAAGAUAUCAAUUCUUUUUUCAGAUUGGAAUCUUUAAAGGAGGUCUAUGGAAUUCUAUGGGUAUUUGCCCCUAUCUUUACUCUUGUAUUGGGAAUCACCAUAAGUGUACUAGCAAUUGUAUGGUUAGAAAGAGAAAUAUCCGCAGGUAUACAACAGCGGAUUGGACCUGAAUACGCGGGUCCUUUGGGAGUUCUUCAAGCUCUAGCAGAUGGAACAAAACUACUUUUCAAAGAGAGUCUUAUUCCAUCUAGGGGAGAUACUCGUUUAUUCAGUAUCGGACCAUCCAUAUCAGUUAUAUCCAUUAUAAUAAGCUAUUCGGUAAUUCCUUUUGGAUAUAAUUUUGUUUUAUCCGAUCUCAAUAUCGGUGUUUUUUUAUGGAUUUCUAUUUCGAGUAUUGCUCCGAUUGGACUUCUUAUGUCAGGAUAUGGAUCAAAUAACAAAUAUUCCUUUUUGGGUGGUCUACGAGCAGCUGCUCAAUCGAUUAGUUAUGAAAUACCAUUAACUCUAUGUGUGUUAUCAAUAUCUCUACGUGCGAUUCGUUGAUACAAAAACUUCUCGAUGCUAUUGCUAUGGCCCUUUCCUUGUAGGACAACUUUAUAGGAAAAUAGGAAAGGGGCAGAAUAAAAAAAAUUCAUUAUUAUUCUCACUUCAAGUCUGAUUGAAGAACAAAAUCUGAUAGUUAUAUGAGUGAAAUCAGACAGCUUCUAUAGAAAUAGAAAUUCGAGAUUCUAUUUAGAUAAUUUACAAAUACUAUAUUAGAUUAGAUAGUAGAUUACCAGCCUAUUAUAUAUAUAUUAUAUAUAUAUAUAAUAUAUAUUAUAUUUAUCUUAUAUAUAUUAUAUAUGGGUAUAUGGUUAUAUAUGUUAUUUCUAUGGUAUGAUGAUUUGAAAUUGCAGUCAAAAUAUUGAGUCUCAUUUUCUAUGUAAAAGAAUUAAGUGAAAAAAAAUUAGAAACAGACGAGUCUUAUUACCCCAGGAUUGGAUAAUUAGUAAUCUUGUCUUGAAGCGGGCUCAAAAGACCAACCUUAUUGAGAUUGAGUUUUUGCUACUGUUUGGAUGAUUUAUUAUUCAUGUAUUAACAGAAACAUAAAAUAAGGGCAGCUCAAAAAAAAGAAGUGGAUGGUUAGAAGCACCAAGAUACACAAGGGAUUAGUAACACGGAUUAUGUAAAUUGUCAAAAGGAACAUUUCCACAUAAUCUAAAUAAAGAAUACUAAUUGGGGCUUAAAGUUGGUAGAAAAGAGAAGGCAGUCCUCCCCCAAUUCCGAUCUAGAGUAUGCUCCUAUCCACUGAUUAAAUAAAUGACUAUCGGGAACGAAAUAAUCCGUUAAUCUUUUUUUUUUUAAGUAUCCCCUUUUGAUUUGCACAAAAAAAGACGAAUAGGAACAAAAAAAAUGACCCCGUCGUUUUGUUUUCUCUCUCUCUCUUUUUCUGAAGAGAGAAUUUUUCUAAUUUAUUAGAAAAAAAUAUGCAAGUCUUUUUCGUAACCUAAAACGAUGGACGGAGGGUUAUAAAGAUAAUUCCAAAAU
Messenger RNA from Arachis stenosperma, 2910 nucleotides. RefSeq names its product NAD(P)H-quinone oxidoreductase subunit H, chloroplastic-like. The record is from RefSeq and is a predicted model, not a curated record. Gene Ontology annotation, cellular component: membrane. NCBI's taxonomy places the organism in Eukaryota, Viridiplantae, Streptophyta, Magnoliopsida, Fabales, Fabaceae. The transcript is spliced from 2 exons. Gene Ontology annotation, molecular function: quinone binding; NAD binding; NADH dehydrogenase (ubiquinone) activity. Bases 235 to 1926 code for a protein of 563 amino acids.